GUUGCAUCAUGCGCAAAAUUUGCGACUACUUUCGCGUGUAUAACUCUCAAAAGUUGUAGCUGUGAAGAAAACAGACACGCAUCGGCGACGUAGUGAAAAAAAAAAAAGAAAUCGUUGGAGAGCUUGGAUAGUGUUCCGAAGUUGUGAGAUGCAAGCCCCGUUCACCGUGCCCCGUCAUUAAUGAGUAUCGGUCUCCGAAAAUUAAUUACAAAGAAGGAGGUCGAUCGAGCUAUCAAAGGAACAGUAGACAAGGUACUUGUGUUGAGAUUUGGGGAAGAAGCUGACUGUCUGCAGAUAGAUGACAUUCUGAACAAGGCGGCGCCUCUGCUGUCUCGUAUGGCAGAGGUGUACGCCGUAGAGCCCCACUCCGUGCCAGUUUACACAAGGUACUUCGACGUCACCAUUACGCCAGCCACGGUAUUUUUCUUCAAUGGUCAACACAUCAAAAUAGAAAGCAACAGAAGUGCCGACCACACCAAGUUUGUGGGCUCCUUCAAGACCAAACAGGAUGUGAUUGACCUGGUGGAAGUGGUCUACCGGGGUGCCAUGCGAGGCAAGCUGAUUGUGACAUCCCCAAUCGAGACUUCCCACACGCCUCAGUACGACCUGCUCUACAAGGAUAUCUGAACAGCCAUGUGGUCCACACCUGUGCUGCGAGCAGUGAGCCGUGAGCUGCGAGCAGCUGCUAGGCUGCACGGGCUCAGGUCUAGUGCAGGAACUCUACUGCUCAGGGGUGCCGGCUUGCAGCAGCGUCUUCCCGUGUCAUGGCAGCGCAGGGGACUGGGAUUUGCCGCCGUGCCUGUAGGCAUCGGUGGCUACCUGAUGGCCAAUAAAACCAGCGGCAAUGCUCAAGAAGAAAAGCUGUUUCGUGCUGCCAAGCUUGGCAAUGCGGACGAACUUCGGCGACUCUUGGCGGACAAAAAUGUGGACCCAAACUGCCGCCACGCAUUGGGCUGGACGCCGCUGCACGUUGCCGCCAUCAGUGGGCAUUGUGACUGUGUGCUGGCCCUUCUUGAAGCCGGUGCUGACAUUGACGCUGGCGAUGAGUUCAGUAAUGUUUACCAGAUGGCUCGUGAAAAGCAGCUUCAUUCCCUAGAGGUGUUGGUGGUUCGUGAAGACGAGUUUAGCAACCGGCUGAGCAACCGGGCUUCAUUCCGUGGAUGCACAGCGCUGCACUAUGCAGUUUUAACCGACGACACGCAGCUGGUGAAGACUCUGCUGGAGAAAGGUGCCGACCCGACGCUGGCCAAUGACCAGAACCACUUGCCGGUCGACUACAGCCGUAACCCGGUCAUGCGCAAGUUGCUCAAAGAGUACACGGACGAGCACGUGAAAAAGCGCAAGCAAAGGGAGGCUGAGGAGCGACGGCGCUUUCCCCUUGAGCAGCGAGUCAAGCAGGUAAUCGUGGGCCAAGAAGGUGCCAUUGCUCUGGUCGCAGCCACCAUCCGUCGUAAGGAGCUGGGCUGGUUUGAUGAUGAGCACCCACUCGUCUUUCUCUUUCUUGGGUCGUCGGGCAUUGGUAAAACAGAGCUGGCUAAGCAGAUGGCGGAGUACUUGCAUGGGGGAAGCACGGGCCGCUCGUCGUCUGGAGGAAAGGGCUUUAUCCGGUUGGACAUGUCCGAGUACCAAGAGAAGCACGAAGUGGCCAAGCUCAUCGGCUCACCGCCAGGCUAUGUUGGCCACGACGACGGGGGCCAGCUGACGCAGCGGCUGCGUGAAUGCCCCAACGCUGUGGUGCUGCUUGAUGAGGUGGACAAGGCACACCCUGACGUGCUGACUGUGUUACUGCAGCUGUUUGAUGAAGGCCGACUCACAGAUGGCAAGGGCAAGACCGUCGUCUGCAAGGAUGCCAUCUUUGUUAUGACGUCCAACCUGGCCAGUGAAGAGAUAGCUCAGCAUGCCACCGACCUUCGCAGAGAUGCCGAACUGCUUGCCCUGCAGCGCCAGAGUCUGCAGCCGAGCAGCGUCGCAGAGGAAGUCAGCAUCCGCAGCGACUUCAAGGAACGGGUGGUGCGGCCCAUCCUGAAGCGCCACUUCCGCCGUGACGAGUUCCUCGGCCGGAUCAACGAGAUCGUCUACUUCCUGCCCUUCUCGCGGAAGGAGCUGACAGUGCUAGUGACGCGGGAACUCGAGGGCUGGACCCGGCGGGCGAAGGAUAAGCAUGGCAUCGAACUGACCUGGGAGCGGCGUGUCGUCGAGCUUCUGGCAGACGGAUACAACGUUCACUACGGCGCGCGGUCGGUCAAACACGAGGUGGAGAGGCAGGUUGUGAAUAGGCUCGCGGAGGCGCACGAGAAACAGUUGCUUGACUCUGGCUGUGCCGUUCACCUUGUGGUUGAGGACAGCGACGACGGAGGUCCGGCCAGGAUUGCCCUGCUGGUGCGACCGAAGUCGCACCGAAACAUGGAUCUAGACCUUCCUCUGAGCAACACUGCACCGCUUGGUGGCAGCUGAACUCCGAUUGUUAUGACAGUGUGCACAAACGGGAGAGAUUGCGGUCGUAGUCAGAUAUAAUCUUGAUUAAGGAACGAAAAUACCUGUGGCAGCUUGCAUAGGCUGCGCAGUGGCUAUUCACCAAAAAUUAAAUAUUGUGUGCCGACCUCCCUUGUUUCUAGUAAAUAGAUAAAGAAUGGACAUUACCUCUGUUUUUCUU
This is a messenger RNA of Rhipicephalus sanguineus (brown dog tick), 2653 nucleotides long. RefSeq names its product caseinolytic peptidase B protein homolog. Bases 634 to 2454 code for a protein of 606 amino acids. Lineage: Eukaryota; Metazoa; Arthropoda; Arachnida; Ixodida; Ixodidae. Gene Ontology annotation, biological process: cellular response to heat. The transcript has 7 exons. Gene Ontology annotation, cellular component: mitochondrion; cytoplasm. Gene Ontology annotation, molecular function: protein binding; ATP binding; ATP hydrolysis activity. The record is from RefSeq and is a predicted model, not a curated record.